Messenger RNA from Oryzias melastigma (Indian medaka), 4074 nucleotides. Its product is annotated as sodium- and chloride-dependent GABA transporter 2. The record is from RefSeq and is a predicted model, not a curated record. Lineage: Eukaryota; Metazoa; Chordata; Actinopteri; Beloniformes; Adrianichthyidae. Gene Ontology annotation, biological process: sodium ion transmembrane transport. Bases 876 to 2864 code for a protein of 662 amino acids. Gene Ontology annotation, cellular component: membrane. The transcript has 16 exons.
UGGUCCAUUUAUAACAAUAAAAUAAAUUGUUUCAAUCAUCCAAGCGAUUGAGCAAAUGUGCAUGAAUUUACACGUCUGCCUACUCUAGAAAUGGUGCUUUAGUGGUCAUUACCAUCAAUACGGAUAUUCUCACAAUAAUCUGGAAAACGUUUCCGCUCUUUCUGUUUUUAUUUUGUUUUCUUUUUACAAGACUCACGUUUCAUCCAUUUUGAACGUCAUCAGUUGUAAAUGUAAAAAAAAAAAAAAAAAAAAAGAAAUUACAUAAGAAACGUUUAUUGCUUUAUCUUUGCACUCCUCUUUGACUGUACUGCAAUGUGUUGUUGGGUUAUGAAAAAAUGAUAACAGACAUUUGUACAGACCUGAAAUAAAUGACCCUACUGCCACGAUGCAUUUCCCCCAAGCUGUGAUGUAACAGGAGGAACAGGAGAAAUACUCAGACAUUUUUUUAUUUUCAAUUUUUAAUUACAUUUAAUUAAAAAUGAACAAUAAAGAAAAAAAACGUCCCUAAUUCUUUAAAUAUCUUUGAAUAAUCCCCAUGGAUUAUUAUUUUUUUUACUUCUAUGUUGAAAUAAUUUUAAAUAUUGGUUUGGAUCCCACAGAUUUCCCACAAAGACACAGAUAUUUUCCCCCAGACAAAGAAAAACAAAGUGCUUGUCGUGUUUAGGCAUGGCCUCCCCCUUUUUUUUUAGAAGUAGGUGUGUCCAAACUAGUGCAUCUAAUAUUGUUUAUCAUGAGGAAAUUAGGUGUUUAUUCAAAGCAUUUUCACAACGUCAAGGUUGUUGCAUUCAGAUGAAAGGUGAAGGCAGAGCAGAGUGUGUAAUCCCUCCAUGCCAAGUCACAGUUAGCAUGGCUAACGGGGAGGCCGCUGUGUUUCCAUGUGGCCGACUGAAACAGUCCCCGCCUUAAAUCCAUCAUUCAAACAAACUCCCACCCCCAUUUCUGCUGUCCUGCCUCUCUUCCCCCUUAUUGUCACGCUGCUCAGCUCUCUCAAACUUCCACUUAUAGGCUCACUCAGUGUCAGAUCAAGGAAGAGCAUUUGUGCUGGUGCCAUUUGUGGAUCUGAAGUGAGCUACAGUUUCCAGUUUUUUCAACAAAAGGGAAACAAAUGUGUUAUGGAAAAGAUCCCUGGUUCAGAGGUCCAGGUCCAGCUGGACUUGGGAACAGCACAUCCUGCACCCUCCAGAGGACAAUGGUCCAACAAAAUUGAGUUCCUCUUGGCUGUGGCAGGACAGAUCAUAGGUCUCGGAAAUGUGUGGAGGUUUCCUUACCUGUGCUACAAAAACGGAGGAGGUGUGUUCUUCAUCCCAUAUAUACUCUUCCUCUUCACUUGUGGCAUUCCCUUGUUUCUGCUGGAGACGGCCCUCGGCCAGUACACCAGCCAGGGAAGCAUCACCUGCUGGAGAAAGAUUUGUCCCUUAUUUGAAGGGAUUGGUUAUGGGAGCCAAGUGGUUGUUUCCUACUCCAGUAUGUACUACAUUAUUAUAUUGGCCUGGGCAUUCCUGUAUCUUUUCUCCUCUUUCAACUCCGAACUUCCCUGGGCGACAUGCAGUAACAGCUGGAACACAGCGAACUGUGUGGAGUUUAAUCAAAAUCCUGAAUAUUUUAACACAACUUUGGCUGAAAAUGCAACAUCACCAGUGAGAGAAUUCUGGGAGAGAAGAAUUUUGAAUAUCACAGGAGACAUCAAUGACUUAGGCAGCAUACGAUGGGAGCUGGCUCUGUGUCUUCUCUUAUCCUGGAUCAUCUGUUACUUCUGUGUGUGGAAGGGAGUGAAGUCUACUGGGAAGGUAGUUUACUUCACUGCUACAUUUCCGUACCUCAUGCUGGCCGUGCUGCUGGUUCGUGGACUCACACUCCCAGGGGCCUUGAAUGGAAUCAAGUUUUACCUUUAUCCAGAUCCAGCUCGUCUUACUGAUCCGCAGGUGUGGAUGGAUGCGGGUACGCAGAUAUUUUACUCCUAUGCUAUUUGCAUUGGUUGUCUUACUGCAUUGGGCAGCUACAAUAAGUACAACAAUAACUGCUACAAGGAUUGUGUGUAUUUGUGCCUGUUGAACAGUGGAACAAGUUUUGUUGCUGGUUUUGCAAUCUUCUCUGUUCUUGGAUUUAUGGCUUUUGAGCAGCAGACUGACAUAUCAAAGGUGGCAGAAUCAGGACCUGGCUUGGCGUUCAUUGCGUAUCCUCGAGCGGUCACCUUGAUGCCUCUCCCUCAGCUUUGGGCGAUAUUCUUCUUCUUGAUGAUCAUCCUGCUCGGCUUGGACAGUCAGUUCGUAGGCCUGGAGGCCCUUGCAACUGCAAUUUCUGACCUACACCCCGCCUUCUUCCAAGUGGGCCAUCGGCGUAAACUUCUCCUUCUCGUCAUCUCUGUGAUCUGUUUCCUCAUCGGGCUUGUGAUGGUGACAGAGGGAGGACUCUACAUCUUUCAGGUGUUUGACUAUUAUGCCUGCAGUGGAAUGACUCUGCUUCUCUUUGCUCUGCUGCAGUCUGUGUGCAUAGCAUGGGUGUACGGUAUUGAUCAGUUUUAUGACAUCAUCGAAGACAUGAUUGGAUACAGACCUAUGUCUGUCAUUAAGUACUGCUUGAAGUAUGUUACCCCGGUGGUCUGCUUGGGAACUUUCAUCUUCUCGUUGGUCAAGUUCACUCCCCUGAAGUUCAACAACAAAAUCGAGUAUCCGUGGUGGGGUUACACACUCGGCUGGUGGUUCACUCUUUCAUCCACUCUGGUUGUUCCGUUAGUGAUGCUGUACAAUCUGUCCGUUACUCCUGGUACACUGCGACAGAGAAUCUCUAUUUUAUGCACUCCGUCUGAAGACCUUCCUCUGACAAAACCAGAGAAGACAGCUCUCGAGUUGCUGAAAAUAUCCUAAUGUCGCCUCAGCAUGGGGUAAAAGGGUAUAUAAACAUCAGAGGACACCAAACUGGCUGUAGGCAGGAUGCAGAAGGCUUUUGAGUAGAGCCCACCCCUCUGUGAGCGCCGCUGCUGCUGAUGGGGUGUGACAAAACAAACGGAUAGGUAACCUAACAUUUACUCACUCUCAACAGUUUAGAAACCUCCAGUUUUUUAAUUGAUCUCAUCAAUGUCAAUACUUUUUCUUUUUUUACUAGUUUUCUUACAGUUACUACUGCAAACAUUUCAAUCAAUUCAAUAUAUUUGUUUUUAAUUUGUGUAAAUUCCUGGCACAUUUUUUUUUAAAUCAGAAAAUGUUUUCAUACAUCGCACAAUAAAGCUAAACUGUCUUCCAAUAUUUUUUUAUCCCAAAGAAAACCUACUAAACAAAGCAUUCAACCCAAAAAAGCACAAUUUAUUAUAAAGAAGGUACAAAACUAAUAAAUAUCAAUGCAGUUGUAUCAAAAGCACAAGUGUGAGUGACAAAAGCUUAAAAAAUGUUCUCCUGGAUUUGCUUCAUAUUUAAUGGUUGUUGUGUGACUCGAGCUGUGAAAACAAAAAGGUUUGUUUGAGCUAAAUGUGUUACCGUUCCAGCUGUCAUUCAUGUGUUUUAUUGAGAUUGCCACAGGUAAGGUGACAAAGUGAAGCAUCUGAUGAGCACAGUGAGGGAAAAAAGGAUCAAUUUACCUCGUUUGAUCCUCACUCUGCUCUGAAAACUCGGCAUGCCACACACUUUAAAAAAAAAAGAAAUAUAUUUUUUUAAAUCUCCAUCUAAUGUUUCUUUAAAGAUAUGUAUAUUUAUAUCCUUAUAUUUAUCCAACAAAUAUCCAGUAACAUGUUCAAAGUUACCAGGUGAUCUACUGUACUGUUUAAAAUAGUUUAUUUAAAAAUGUGCAUCCGUUUUGUAGGUCAAUAUUUUUGUCAUUGUGUAACUUCACAUCUGAUCCCCUUUAAAUCUGUAAAGCAAAGUACUGUUUACAAAGUAUUGUAAAUAUACUGUAUAGUAAGAUUUUUUUUUUAAUUCAAUGCUCUUCAAAUACUUUUUUAAUCAUUCAAUGAAAAAAAUCAUUCGUAAGGAUUUAUUAUUUUCAUUUAAUUUCAUUCUAGGGUGUUAUUAUAUAAAACAUUUCAAUGAUUUCUCUUUGCUGUUUCUUGAAAUAUGAUUAUUAAUAAAAGCACGUGGUAAUGUU